This is a messenger RNA of Colossoma macropomum (tambaqui), 667 nucleotides long. RefSeq lists its product as uncharacterized. Gene Ontology annotation, cellular component: axonemal microtubule. Gene Ontology annotation, biological process: axoneme assembly. The coding region runs from base 98 to 457 and encodes 119 amino acids. The transcript has 2 exons. The record is from RefSeq and is a predicted model, not a curated record. NCBI's taxonomy places the organism in Eukaryota, Metazoa, Chordata, Actinopteri, Characiformes, Serrasalmidae.
GUGAGGAUUUCCCCCUGUUGUGGAAGGUUUUGGCGCUUGGGUUCCUUACUUAUGGCAAAGCCAGAGAACAGGGGUGUGGCUUAAUACAUUGUCCCAAAUGGACAUCAUUAGAGAUAGUGAGAUGUCCCAAACUGAGGAACAACAGCAGGAGCUACAGGGGUCAGCUCAUGCUCCAUGUGCCAACCCAGGCAACCCGGUGUUCUCCUGCAUGAUGAGGCCCAAGGCCACCUCGUUCUCUCCCUGGGUAAAACCACAAAGCCUCAUUUACCGAACUACAGCAAGUGAGUAUGGACUGCGGGCGCCAAGCUUUGAGUCCUCGCCGUGUUCCUACCACCCUCUGUCCCAGGCCUUUUCUCAGCAUCUCGGCCAGUGUGGAAUGUCCCGGGACAGCUCCUUCAACACCAGCCUGGACCACAGCAGGGUGUAUGACUGCCCCAAUCUGCAGAACACCAUCUGAGUGAAGGACGGCAGUCGAGAGUCCUUAUCUCAGCAGCCUGUUGUCUGGAUUGAGCAAAUGCUUCUGCAGAGGACUGGUGGAUGGUUUACAGCUGCCUUUGUAAAGUUGAAUUUUUAAAUAUUGCCUGUUUUUUGAAAAUUAUCUACUCAAAUAUUCGUGUGUAGCUGUUCCACCUGGCUAUAGUAAAAUUUAUUUCAAUAAAAUGAUUUA